CUUUCCAGCACCGCUUUCUAACAACUUAUUUCCCAGCUAUCUUCCCUAGCGCUUGUUCACGACUAAAGCGCAAGACCUUAGCCGACUGGAAUUUCUGCCGCCAAUAUGGGCCUCAGCACAGCAGCAGCAGCGAAGUUGCUCUCACCCGCAUUCGCAGCAUCAGCCGCAUCAGCCGCCGAAUCAGCGCCGUCCCUGACGUCAACUUCACGAGCAGCAACCUCUCGCUUAUGCGCCUUCGUCCGUUACCGGGCCGCCGCAGUGCACACAAGCCUGUCAUUCCCUGCAGCGGUACCUCUAAAUUCACUUGCUGCUCGGGUGGUAACGGCUUCCGCUGGGGUUUCAAGAGCCAGGAGUGCUCGGCUAAAUGCAGGCCGCUCCGUACACUACGAAACAGCAGACACUUACGUUUUUAUAGCUCCAGGCGAGGAGGAAGUGUUCCUAUCCCGCCCGGAGGUGCUACAAUGCCUCCUAAACGAGCUCAAGAGCUGGAAAAAGGAAGGUCGACGGCUUUCAGACGACUUGGCAGUUUUUGAGUCUCUUGAGGAAGCUGCCGAGUUUUUGCUCGACUCUGCCUGUGAAUUGGAGUUGGGUGGUGGAAAGGGCGCUUUUCAGUGGUUCGAAGUGAGACUAGAGCCCAAUUCGUCUGAAUGAGUUGCUUGCUUUGUGGCUUGGCCCCUAUAUAUGGUGAAGUGCAAAAGUAGUUCUUUGUAAUUAAAUACUACACUGCCCA
Closterium sp. NIES-67 is the source of this 730-nucleotide messenger RNA. Lineage: Eukaryota; Viridiplantae; Streptophyta; Zygnematophyceae; Desmidiales; Closteriaceae. The record is from the annotation of a GenBank genome assembly.